CUUACAAGACAUGCGACAUCUGGUUACUGUUUUUCUUACGCGGAUGUAACAAACUAGUCUUGAAUAGCUACCCACUCUACCCAACUUUAUCAUCCUCAUCAUAUUUCCACACCACUGGUCUUGAAUCUCUUGACUAGUGUUCUUUCUUUCUAAGCAACUUAACAUACGAUUUUUUCUUUUAAAUCAGGGUUUUCAACAAAUUUCAAGUUGUUAGCUAUUUUGAUUUAUAACUCCUUGUAGUCUAAUGAUAUUGUGUUAUUACUAGUGAAUUUUAAUUUUUUUUAAAUCAAUUGUUAUGUUUCAAUUGCUUGCUGUUUCUACUUCUUUCCAAUUCUCCCAUGAUUUGGAAAUUCACAAGUAUCAUGGAUAUACUAACAACAACUUAUAUAAGAGUGUGGUGGGAAGAGGUGGAUUGAAUUUUUCAAAGGUUUCCUCACUUUCAUCAGCCGAUACGCACUUGGAUGAUUUUGGUCUUCAUCCUUUAGAUACUAAACACAAGCCCUUACCUUUUUCACCUUCAAAGUACAAUAUUUUCGUGUGCCGAUCUUCCCUAGUGCCUGGGUUAGAGAAUGCGCCGAUUCUAAAAACUGCUGUUACAGCUCUAACAAGAUUGUAUGGUUCUUCAACUGGAAAUCGGUGGUUGAUUCAAUUGGCUCCUGCAGUUGGUAUCAUUGCCUUUGCUUUUUAUUUUCUGGAGCCACUCUUGAGAUAUAGCAGGAACUUUGUCCUCCAUAAGAGUGACAAUAUUUGGAAAAAGAGUAGCACACAUUACGUUAUGACCUCUUAUCUUCAACCUUUGCUGCUCUGGGUUGGAGCUUCACUUGUAUGCAGGACGCUGGAUCCAUUAGUUCUGCCAACAGUUGCUAGCCAAGCUGUAAAACGCCGUCUUUUGAUUUUUGUGAGAUCUUUAUCGACAGUAUUGGCUGUUGCAUAUUGUCUAUCAAGCUUUAUCCAACAAACACAGAAAUUAUUUGGGGAGACAAAUGACUCAAAUGAUUCAAGAAAUAUGGGUUUCCAGUUUGCUGGGAAAGCUAUAUAUAGUGCAGUAUGGGUUGCCUCUGUUUCCUUAUUCAUUGAAUUACUCGGUUUCUCUACCCAGAAAUGGCUUACUGCUGGAGGUCUUGGUACUGUAUUGUUGACACUCGCUGGUCGAGAGAUAUUCACAAACUUCCUCUCGAGUGUGAUGAUCCAUGCAACACGACCAUUUGUUCUGAACGAAUGGAUCCAAACCAAGAUUCAAGGAUAUGAAGUUUCUGGAACUGUUGAGCAUGUAGGUUGGUGGUCACCGACAAUUAUAAGGGGGGACGACCGUGAAGCAGUUCAUAUUCCAAACCACAAGUUUACAGUGAGCGUUGUAAGAAAUCUCAGUCAGAAGACUCACUGGCGUAUCAAAACCCACCUUGCCAUUAGUCACCUGGAUGUCAAAAAGAUAAAUAUUAUUGUAGCAGAUAUGCGUAAGGUCUUAGCCAAAAAUCCUCAAGUAGAGCAUAAGAAAUUACAUAGAAGAGUGUUCCUCGACAAUGUUAAUGCAGAAAAUCAGGCUCUACUGAUUCUGGUUUCCUGCUUCGUGAAGACGUCACAUUUUGAAGAGUACCUGUGUGUGAAGGAAGCUAUAUUACUGGAUCUUCUCAGAGUUGUUAGCCAUCACCGAGCGCGUCUUGCGACUCCCAUUCGUACUGUUCACAAAAUGUACAAGGAUGCUGACAUGGACGCCGUUCCUUAUUCAGAGACGAUCUUUACUCGUACCAGACCUUCUACCGUCGAUCGUCCCUACCUACUUAUUGAACCUUCAGUUAAAGUCAAUGGUGAUGAAAAACUGAAAGCUCAAGCUCGCCCAUUACGUACAGCAGGGGAAGAAGAAGAAGAGGUUAUUGCUGCAGAAACUCCGGUGUCUAUGACUAGUAAUGCAGAUAUUAAGGUCCCAAUUGCGGCAGACAACAAGGUAGAUGACGAAAUUACAUCAAUGCCAUCUGACACUAAAGUAAGUAGCAAUCUCACGGAUAAAUCCUCCAGCUCCACAGUUGACUCAAAACCAUCAAUUCAUGACCUGAAGACAAGUUCCAAGGGUGUUGUUCCAUCAUCAUCAUCAGAAAGUAAAAUCUUAUCACCAUCUAAGGUUAAAGAAAACUCCAACAAGCAUCCUAGUGUGGCUGAAACUGUGAAAACGGGGAGAACAUCGCCAGAAUCACAAGAAGAUGGUCAAGUCUCAAUGGAUCUGGGUUCUAAAGAAUCGGGUGAUUCUACAACCUUGGUUAACUCAGUUGACAAGCAAGAAAGUGAGAAAGUGCCAGUCGCCCCGCCAUCUAGACCUAGUCUUGAAGAAAAUAUGGUACUUGGGGUUGCACUAGAUGACUCAAGGCAGAUGCUACCGAUCGAGGAAGAAAUGGAAAGUUCAUCUCAGAAAGCUGCAAAUGCUAAGGAAUUGGCAGCUUCUAUCACUGGUAACGAUUCUUCAUCCGCUGGGAAGGACAAAAAUGUUGGUAAUCCCCCAACCGUAUCUGGCGGUGAUCAGAGAGAUCAAGAAAGAUAGACAACCGUAUCAGGUGGCUUUAAGUAGUUUUAUAUAUAUGUUGACAGAGGAAAUAAAUUUCUGAUCAAAACAAAAAAAACAAAACAAAACAAAAAGACAGAGAAAAUGUGUUAUUUUUUGUAAAAUGCAGUUUGUAUACUUUCUUAUAAAAAAGUAAGAAUGUAAAUAUAAUUACAUGGCAGUAGAGAUCCCUUUUGGUAUUUUCACAAUUUUAAAGGAAAAGACUAGAGGUCAAUGUUUCACUA
Molecule: messenger RNA, 2775 nt
Organism: Papaver somniferum (opium poppy)
Lineage: Eukaryota; Viridiplantae; Streptophyta; Magnoliopsida; Ranunculales; Papaveraceae
Product: mechanosensitive ion channel protein 2, chloroplastic-like
Exons: 13
Coding region: 296-2530 (744 amino acids)
Biological process (GO): transmembrane transport
Cellular component (GO): membrane
Source: RefSeq, a predicted model, not a curated record